Molecule: messenger RNA, 3150 nt
Organism: Aspergillus bombycis
Lineage: Eukaryota; Fungi; Ascomycota; Eurotiomycetes; Eurotiales; Aspergillaceae
Product: nucleoporin Nup84/Nup107 family protein
Exons: 6
Coding region: 1-3150 (1049 amino acids)
Biological process (GO): regulation of DNA-templated transcription; protein import into nucleus; post-transcriptional tethering of RNA polymerase II gene DNA at nuclear periphery
Cellular component (GO): nuclear pore; nuclear pore outer ring
Molecular function (GO): structural constituent of nuclear pore
Source: RefSeq, a predicted model, not a curated record
AUGGCUCCUUUAAUAAAGUCCGCGGGGUCCGCUGGCUUUACGUCAGUAAAUGCUGCCCGAGGGUCGACGUCGAAUGACCCGGAGAUCAUCGAGAUAGACGACGAUGACGACGAACCAAUGGAUGACGAAGAAGAUAUUGACGCCAUUGACCAAGGUGAUGAGGAUAUGGAAGAGGAAGAAGAGAUAGAAGAGUACGAGGAGGAUGAGGAGUACAACGAUUCGGUUGAGGAGACGAAUGGAAUAAACGGCGGCAGUGAGUCACCAUUAGACCUUGGUCCCUUCCAAAAUGGUCACAAAGCGUACGACAUGACAACUCCGGAACUAUUCACAUCUGCUGGCGCACAGCAGGCAUUACAUCCUCUUCGCCGAACUGCGGAUCGGGUCACGCGCCAAAUCGAGGCGUUCGCAGAAAAGCUCGACCGUUUCAAACAAAAAGAGAACCGUGAUAGCGAAUUCGAGAAUUACCAAGCUGCCUACCAGUUGGUGAAAAGCUACCAAAAUUUUGCAAAUGAUUCUAUCGAGGAUAUCUCUAAACAAAACACCCUGAGGCGCGCAAAGAUGGGGUGGAAUACAAGUCGGACCAAUGGAACAGUGGCUCAGGAUCCCAAGACACAGGAGGAGCUUCAAAGAUUACAGCUAGAAGCGAACACUUGGCAGCUCCUUCUUAAUCUAAUUAGCAUCAACGAUCCCCCAAGCAGGGAAAGUGCCAAACAAGCUCAAGAGAAUGCCUUCCAGAAUCUUCACCGCUACUCAACCGAUCGCGAAAUUUGGGAACAGUUCGUGGGUGCUGAUCACUAUGCUCUGGAAUGCGUGAUCAUCAUGAAAUGGCUGGAGCACACUUCAAAGUCAGCAAGUCAGGACAUUGAUUCGAUAAUCUCGGAGUUAGAGGCACAGGCUGAAAGGGGCCAAGGGAUGUGGACCCACGGCUGGCUCUAUACCAAGGAGACCAUCAAAGGCCAAAAACGACUGCGAGCUUGGCCUCAACCUCUCGAGCCUAACGAUCCAGCUGUUGCGGCCUCGCUCCUAGUCGCAGAGAAAUCAGAAUCAAUGAUUACCCAAUUGGAUCCUGAUGCGGUAACUCGACAAAAACAGAAGCUUCAGAAACAAGAUCAGUUCCAUGAGCGCGCGACUUGGAUGACUUGCUGGAAGAUGCUGAGACAGGGCGAAAGCUGGACAAAGAUUCGGGACUGGGCAGAAUCCUGCCUAGAGAAUUGGCGAGCAGUUAGCUUGUGUGGCUCGAGCGUGGAUGCAAGCUCUUCUCGCGGGGAACGGACGCCUGUUGACGAUGGAACUACGCGCAUGAUGAAUUGGCGGUCACAAACCACCUGGCGAAACGCUUGCUCUGCUUUGGCGCGUAGCCAAGGAACCGAAGAUUUCGAGCGCGCCGUCUAUGCAUUGCUUUGUGGCGAGACAGAAGCUGCCUUUAAGGUCUGUCAAAGCUGGGAUGACUACCUUUACGUUUAUUUCAACAGUGUUGUGCUCUCCCGCUAUCAAGGGUUCUGCAAGCAGUUUCAACGGAAACUCAAUCACUCGCCGACUGUUCCUGUUGCAUUUGUUCCCGAGCCUGUUGGGUAUGCCGAUGUGAACAAAUUUGUGCUGUAUACAAAGGGUAACGAUCGUGUCGGGGUCGAGGCACGCAACCCUUAUAGAACUAUCCAGGCGGCUAUCCUGGGUAAAGGGUACGACUCGUUUUUCCACUCCUUGGCGAAAGCGGUAUCACAAGCAGCGGCGAGCAAGGGGGAUCUGUCUUUCGUACCAGAUCUUCCACCAGCUGCCGUGGACGACUCUCUACUGAUUGCGGCCGAGGACAACGAUGCCUUGAGGAUUGCGACUCAUCUCUACAUUAUUGCGAACUCGCUCGGCUAUGUGCGCUCAGAUACACAGUUCUCAACUAAUGCGUCUAUCAAUGUCAUUGGAUAUAUUGCCAACUUGGAGGAAGCCCGAAUUUACGAUAUUAUCCCUCUUUAUGCAUCGCUUCUACCAACAUACCAGGCACACUCUGUGCUUGGCCAGAUUCUGAUUGAGGUAGUCGACCCGCGGGAGAGACGACAACAAGUCAGGCUCAUGGAGAAUCAUGGUAUCGAUGUUGAAGCUGUCUUGCGUGAUCAAUGGCAGUGGGUUAGCGCUAGUGUUUCUUCAGUUGAGCAUUCAAGCACGCUUAAGCGGUACCCCAAGGUUGUCCGUCGCAAGGAUGGCCUGCCCGAGGUGGUACCAGUCAGGAAGGAUUACAUUGGAACCGAUGUAUCCGGUACGGAAGAGCGCGUCAUUCGGAGCUUGGAGUGGCUUCGCUAUGUUGAUGGACAAUGGGGGAGGAUCUGCCAACUGGGUGCCUUGCUGUACAGGAAAUUCUAUGUUACUGGGAGACUUGCUGCUGCUCGGGAGUUGAGUAGACGCAUGAGGUUGUCAGAUAUAUCGCGGGAGUCAUUUGGGUUUGACCUGACAGAUUUGCCCUUUGGCGUUGAAAAUGGGGUAGAACCGUCGACUCCAGAGCCCUCCAGUCCGACUAAGUCGAGGGUUUUCGGCUCUCCUCAUAAGCGCAACCGAUCCUUAACGAAUCGAUUGCCCUCCGAUGAGCAAACAAGUCUUCUAAUCCAACAAUCGCAAACCAUGCGUGACUUGGAAGAACUUAUUCUGGCAUUUAAUGCACUAGAGUGGUUUGCUGUGGUUUGCGAGAAGCUCGACAAGAAUAAACACAGACGCGAUUCUGGCGCGAUCAAAAAUCUGAAGGAAGAGCUUCAGGAGUCUUUAGACGAGGUUUCUGUGCACGUUGAUGCACUGCUGGAUGAGUGGCUCAUGGGUGCUGAGGACGAAACCGAACGAGCCGAGAUGGAAGAAAUCCGAAAGACAUAUAUCCCGGAACUUUUCCUCGACUAUCACAAUGCGCUGUACUAUGCCGGACAUGUGCUUACCAGCGAGCUUCUGGUGCAGUGCAUGAACCUGGCAAUGCAAGUUUCCGAAAAUGAGUAUCUAACUAGCGCUUUUGUGGCGUCUCGUCGAAUGGCGGAGCUCGUGGACGCGUUAGCCUUGGCCAGCAAAGCCAUGGUCAACACGCAAGCUAGGCCCGGUAAGAAGCUUCUGGGAGGCGAGUCUUUGGGCAUUUGGAAUGUCGACGUGCCCGAUGAGGAUAAUGACCUCCAGGAGGCGCAGUGA